AUGUCUAAACAUCAGGGACCAUACGAUGAGAGCAUCAUCGAAAUGAGCCUUACACCAGGUAUAGCUUAUGAUUUCAGCAGUCCUGAGGCUCUAUUGCAACGUCGAAUACCAACACCCGAACCUGGACAACCUCAAGCAAGCAACAAAAUCUGGAAAAGGCCAACACUAAUUGAGGGAGUUCUUUCAGAUUUGAACCCAUGGUGGAAUAAGAUACUCGUAACUUCAUGCGUGAUUGCAGUCUUAUUUGAUCCCUUGUUCUUUUACAUUCCAUACACCAGCGAGGAAAAAAAGUGUAUGGGAAGCGACAACGGAGUGCAGACAGCAGCUCUGGUUUUCCGAUCAGUCACGGACAUCGCUUUCCUAGUGAAUAUCAUAUACCAACUUCAUGUGGCUAUCAAAUUUGCAGCCUCAAAGGUUUCGGAGGAUAAGACUUCGGUUUUGAAAUAUGAAUCUGUAUCCCGAGAUCAAAUGAUUCAGUUUGCAAAGGCAUUUUCUCACAAGUUGUCAUGGCGAUCUUUCCUAACUGACGUUAUCGCUAUUUUUCCCAUGCCACAACUGCUGAUAGUAGGAUUGUUUUUCGACAUUGGAGGCCAUAACUACCUGUUAAGAAGAAAGAUUGUGAGUGGUUUUCUUCUAGUCCACUAUGUGCCAAGAAUUUAUCGAAUCUAUCUUUCCUCUGUCGCGAUUGCACAAUCUGCAUUAUGGGUUAAAGGUGUAUUCAAUUUGUUUCUCUACAUCCUUGCGAGUCAUGUAUUGGGAGCCUUUUGUACUGCUUCUGCACUUAUAACCCCAGAAUUCAAUAAAACUCUAGACGAGAAAUGCAUUCUAAAAGUUCCAUAUAAUAUGACUGAUCCCCCAUUUGAUUUUGGAAUAUUUUUUGAUGCCCUCAAGAAUGAUAUCCAAGGGAAAAUAAAUGUUCCACAAAAGAUUGGUUACUGUUUCUGGUGGGGCUUGCGAAACUUGAGGUUGAUUUAUAUGGAGAAGGCAACUACUAGAGCUGAGGAGGUAAGAGAGAAGAUUCAGAAAAAAAGGAACGACAUAGAAAAGUGGAUGGUAAGAAAUGAGCUCGAGGAAGACAUGAAGGACGAGAUCAUGAAAAACAUCAAGCAAAAACUGGAAGAAGACAUAACAGUAGAUCUGGAGGAUAUAGUCUCUAUUCUUCCCUGGUAUACCAAGAAAGCUCUCAAGCGAGUUCUUUGCAUGAGUACGCUAAGAAGAGUACCAAUGCUUAGCAAGGUGGAUGAAAAAGUUUUGAAGAUGAUGUGCGACUAUCUGAAGCCGGUGAUUUACCAGGAGAAUGACAUUGUUUUUCAGAUGGAAGAGCCACUUGAUCGAAUGGUGUUCAUUACAGAAGGGUUUAUGUGGACUUACACGACUGCUAUUGAGAGUAGUCAUUUUGUUAAAACAACAGGAAUCGCUACUUCUCCAUCCAUGGAUACUCACUUCCUCAAGAAGGGUGAUUCUUAUGGACACGUUCUUCUGCAAUUUGCAUCAUCGUCUCUUACGGCGCUUCCUACCUCAACCGCAAAUGUCAAAUGCCACACGAAGGUAGAGGCGUUUGUACUCAUGGCCAAGGACUUGAAGAACAUGGUAACCAAAUGCGAAAAAUAUUGGCCUUUCGACUACAAUCCUUCUAAAGAUGAGGCGGCGGAUCAGGUGGCGCCGCUGGGGCAGUUUCAGCAACAACAAUUGUCAAAGAAGCGUGUAGCAGCAUCAAAUAUCAAUCCCACCGGCUACAGUGGGUGA
Messenger RNA from Fragaria vesca subsp. vesca, 1746 nucleotides. RefSeq names its product cyclic nucleotide-gated ion channel 1-like. The transcript has 8 exons. NCBI's taxonomy places the organism in Eukaryota, Viridiplantae, Streptophyta, Magnoliopsida, Rosales, Rosaceae. The record is from RefSeq and is a predicted model, not a curated record. Bases 1 to 1746 code for a protein of 581 amino acids.